AUGGGGGUGGUGGUGAUUGAUGGUGAUGGAUUUCCAGUUCGGAUCGGGAAAAACGUGACUUCUCUUGUUGGGUAUCCUCAAUCGGAUCUGAAAACUGCAAUCGAUGCUGCAAGAGAUUAUACUCAGAUGAGUGCUCAGAUAAACUUGAAAGGGACACUAUUUCGGGUAAAGCUGUUGGUGACACCAAUGCCUAAGACAAUAAAGCUAGUGAACGACGAUUAUAAAUGUUCCGCGCCUAAGAAGACCAGAGCAGAUACAGGGCUUAUUGCACUCCAUCAAGGUCAGAAUUUCAACACCAUAAAAUCUAACACAGAAAUCUUGGGUGAUCAUCCUUCAAGCACCUCAGCAAUGUCUUCUCUGCUACCUACACCUGAAAUCACUACCCUUGAUAAUUUUCCAGCCAUACCAAAUCCUAUCUCAGAAAACUUUGAUCAACCUUUACAAACGAAUAACAAUUCCAAUUUUUUACAGGAAAGAACACUUGAAAUUAAGAACCAUAGUCAUGAGGAAUCCCCUACUUCAGAAAAUAUUGAUUCAUCUCCUCACCAAAAUUUUGAACCACCUUGUCUCCAAGAACCCCGUAGAUCCACUAGAAUCAGAAACAGACCUGAAUACCUCAAAGAUUUUCACUGCAUACGCCAACUUCCCUGGCAACUUUGA
This is a messenger RNA of Fraxinus pennsylvanica, 660 nucleotides long. Lineage: Eukaryota; Viridiplantae; Streptophyta; Magnoliopsida; Lamiales; Oleaceae. The record is from the annotation of a GenBank genome assembly.